AUGUCGACAGACCUUUUUUGCUGGAAUGUACGCGGAUUAAACAAGUAUAGUCACCGCAGCGGAUUAAAUAAAUGGGUGAGAAAGAACUCCCCUCUUUUUGGUGGUAUCCUUGAGACGCACGUCAAGGAACCGAAGAAGAAUAAAUUUGUCUCUCAGUUAUUCCCCGGUUGGUCGGUGGAGGACAACUAUGGUUACUCGCCCUUAGGCAAAAUCUGGGUGGUCUGGCACCCCUCUCUUUUGGUAACUAUUAUCUCCAAGUCUCUUCAAAUGAUAACAGCUGAAGUUACUUGGCCGUCUACUCAACAGUCUAAAGCGUUUAUUUCUGUAAUCUACGCCUCCAACAACCCUGCUCUACGCUCCUUGCUGUGGACUGAGAUCAACUCCAUACAAUCUUCUUGUGCUUUGGAUGGUAAACCCUGGUUGUUGAUUGGUGAUCUCAAUCAAAUCAGAGACCCCUCGGAGCACUCUCUUUCACCCACUCUGAAUAUGGACAAGAAAAUAAGAGAACUAAAUCAAUGUCUCCUUGAAGCAAAUCUGGAGGAUCUGAACUACAGGGGGCCAACUUUCACUUGGUGGAACAAGAGAAAGUCUGCUCCGCUAGCAAAAAAAUUGGACAGAUGCUUAGUUAAUGACGAAUGGUAUAACUGCUUUCCAUCAUCAGUAGCUUUCUUUGGAAGCCCAGACUUUUCGGAUCAUGCAGUGAUCUCCAUAUGCCUCGAGCCUGACAGGAUAAGAACCAGGAAGCCUUUCCAAAUUUAUAACUUUCUUUUAAAGAAUCCUGAUUUUCUUGUUGAGGUUUACACCAGUUGGUUCUCUUUUAAUGUCACAGGUUCAGCCAUGUUUCGAGUUUCCAGGAAGCUGAAGCUGCUCAAAAACAUUAUAAGAGAGUUUAGUCAUCAAAACUAUUCUGGCAUUGAGAAGAAGACUGCUCAAGCGCAUGACAAGCUGCUCCAAGCACAAGCGGCGAUGCUGUCUUCUCCUUCUCCUACAAACGCUGUCUCUGAAGUUAAUGCUCUAGAGGAUUGGGAAGAAUUAUCGGGGGCUGAAGCUUCCUUCUUCUUUCAAAGAUCAAGAAUAAAUUGGCUCUCUUUUGGAGAUGGAAACUCCACACUGUUCCAUCGUUAUGCUGCUUCAAGACAGGCCUUAAAUCAUAUUCACUUUCUUAUCUCUGAGUCCGGGGAAAGAGUGGAAUCUCAGGCGGGCAUUCAAAAGAUCUGCGUGGACUAUUUUUCUGAGUUACUGGGAAGUCCUACCUCGCAACAAAUGUUUGUGCAAAGCGACCUGGAUACGCUAUUUGAUUUCACUUGCUCGACUGAACAGGUUGCUAGCUUUCAAAAAGGCUUCUCUGCGGAUGAUGUAAAAGAAGCGUUCUUCUCAUUGCCAAAGAAUAAAACGGGAGGACCGGAUGGUUAUUCAGCGGAAUUCUUCACCUCCACGUGGCCGAUCAUUGGACCUGAAAUCACUGAUGCUGUAUUAGAGUUCUUUAAAUCAGGCAAGCUGCUAAAGCAAUGGAAUGCGGCAAAUCUGGUGCUCAUACCGAAGAAGACGAAUGCUUCCCUGCCUACUGAUUUCAGACCGAUUUCCUGCCUCAACUCUGUCUAUAAAGUUAUAUCUAGGCUCCUCGCCUCUAGACUGAAGGAAAUUCUCCCGCUGAUGGUCUCCAAGUCUCAAUCAGCUUUCCUACCGGGUCGCCUCUUAGCAGAAAAUGUGCUUCUAGCUACUGAUCUUGUAAAUGGUUACAACUCGCAAACCCUUUCUCCGCGGGGCAUGCUGAAAGUAGACUUGAGAAAAGCGUUUGAUUGCGUCAGGUGGGACUUCAUCCUAUCUUCCCUGCGUGCUCUUGGCAUACCUGAUAGCUUCGUUGGUUUGAUCUCGGAGUGCCUGUCUACAGCAUCCUUCUCAGUGUCAGUAAAUGGUGUCUCAGGAGGGUUCUUUAAGAGCACAAAAGGGAUUAGACAGGGUGACCCUUUGUCCCCUUAUCUCUUCGUGCUAGCCAUGGAAUGUCUCUCUAGGUUGCUCAGGUCCAGAUACGAUGCAUGCAUCAUUGGUUAUCAUCCAGGAACCGAGGAGCUCAAGAUAUCCCAUCUCAUGUUUGCGGAUGAUGUAAUGAUUUUCUUCGACGGCACUGGCAACAGCCUUCACGGAAUUUCAGAGUGCCUAGACGAUUUCGCCUCCUGGUCCGGCCUACAUAUGAACGCCACUAAGACUGAAUUGUUUACUUCCGGAAUCGACCAAGCAGAAACCACUGCUAUCACCAGCUAUGGUUUCGCUCCUGGUAAAUUCCCGAUCAGAUACCUGGGUCUUCCCCUUAUGAGUAGGAAGCUAAAAGUAUCUGAGUAUGCUCCUUUGAUGGCCAAGCUCAACGUCAAGUUCCAGUCGUGGUCAGUCAGACUCCUCUCGUUCGCAGGACGCUUGCAAUUACUAAAAACGGUUAUCUUCGGAACCGUCAACUUCUGGAUGUCUGCGUUCAUCUUGCCCAAAACCUGUAUCAAGACCAUCGAGUCUCUGUGCUCUAGAUUCUUGUGGUCAGGAAGCACAGAUAAGAAAAGCAUUGCAAAGGUAGCUUGGACUACGGUUUGUCUCCCAAAAGAAGAAGGUGGUCUCGGCCUCAGGAAUUUCAUCAUUUGGAAUCAAGUACUCUGCCUUAAAUUUAUUUGGAUUCUCCUGUCCAAGACUCAUUCUCUCUGGGCUGAUUGGCACUGGAGUACUCAUCUCAACGCUCAAUCCUUCUGGACCAUCUCUGUUUCAGACUCUGACUCUUGGACUUGGAAGAAGAUACUUGCUCUUCGUCCGCUCGCGCUUCAGUUUAUCAGAACCAGAUUGGGAAAUGGGUUAGAUACUAGCUUCUGGCAUGACGUAUGGACUCCGUUUGGGCAGCUGAUCACUCACAUAGGUCCUGCGGGUCCUCGUGCUUUAAGAGUAAGAAAUGAAGACUCGGUGGCGGAUGCAAUUAGAGGAGCCUCAUGGUCACUUCCUCAUCCUAGAUCGCAGAGGGAAGUAGAGCUUCAUGUCUAUCUUACCACCAUAUCUCUUCCAUUAGAGACUGACAUUAGAGAUCAUUAUGAAUGGAUGACUGGUGAUGUUUCUUCUUGUUUUUUCAGGUCCUCUGCAACCUGGGAAAUUCUAAGGCCUAGGGAAGAUCCUAAAGAUUGGUUCGAUGUGGUUUGGUUCAAAGGAGCAAUCCCCAAGCUGAGCUUUACAAUGUGGAUAGCAAACUAUGAUAGACUACCUACUAGGGCUAGGCUUGCGGCUUGGGGAAUGCCCAUCUCGCCUUUAUGCCCGUUCUGCUCCCGGCAUGACGAGACUAGGGACCAUCUACUACUCUCCUGCGACUUCAGUGUUGACGUUUGGAGAGAGCUUCUACUGCGUUGUCACCCUCCUACAACAGCGAUUACCAAUUGGUCUGAGCUGCUGUCUUGGAUCAGAAGCUCUUCAUCUCCCAAGCUCACUCUCUUGAGGAAGCUAACUACUCAAUCUGUCAUUUACCAUCUAUGGAAGCAGAGAAAUAACCUUGUGCACAAUCAAAUCUCUAUCCCCGCUUCUACUGUUUUUCGAGACAUAGAUAGAGAGUUUAGCAAAAAAAAAAAACAAGAAGAAGAAGCCUCCUCUCGUGAGACGGCUUCUCUCUCCAUCGACGAGGAAGAAUCGUUCUCCAGGAACUACGGCGACGUCACCCUCAACGAGCUGAAGUCCACGGAGGAUCCCAAAGCCGGGAAGUGGAGAGAGGCCGUCGAGGGGAAGGAGUGGACCGAAGUGAGCAAGCUCGUUGAAGCGAUGGCGGGAAAGGAGGUGCUGAUCAGGGGGAGAGUGCACACGACCAGGUUACGGUUUCUGAUCGUGAGGCAGAGAGGAUCCAUGGUCCAGUGCGUGGUUACCGAGUCGAAGGAGAAUGGUGUGAGUGUGGGCAUGCUUAAGUACGUUAAGCAGCUGAGUGGGGAGUCCUUUGUUGAUGUGAUCGGUUACGUUGUUAUCCCUAAGGAUCCUGUGACUGGAACUACGCAGCAGGUUGAAAUUCAAGUGAGGAAAGUGUACUGCGUCAACAGUGCCUUGCAAAAGUUACCACUGAUUGUUGAGGACGCUGCUCGUAGUGAAGCAGAUAUUCAGGCUGGGAAGCCUGGUGCCAAUCAGGACACCCGUUUGAACUAUAGAGUGAUUGAUCUCAGAACACCGGCUAAUCAAGGAAUCUUCAGCAUUCAGGGCUGGGUCCAAAUCGGAUGGAGAGAAUACUUACUACGUAAAGGUUUUCUUGAAAUCCACACACCGAAACUGUUGGGUGGUAGUAGCGAAGGUGGUUCUGCUGUAUUUAGGUUGGACUACAAAGGCCAGCCUGCUUGUCUGGCUCAGUCUCCUCAGCUUCACAAGCAGAUGGCGAUAUGUGCUGACUUUGAACGCGUCUUUGAGGUUGGUGCUGUUUACAGAGCUGAAGACUCCUUCACCCAUAGACACCUGUGUGAAUUUAUUGGUCUUGAUGUCGAGAUGGCGAUUCACAAACACUACUCUGAGAUAAUGGAUAUUGUGGGUGAGUUGUUUCCGUUUAUAUUCAAUAAAUUAAACGAGAAUUGCCAAAAGGAACUUGAAGCUAUUAGGAAGCAAUACCCAUUUGAGCCGUUGAAGUUUCUUCCCAAAACAUUGAAAUUAACCUUUGCAGAAGGGAUUCAAAUGCUUAAGGAAGCUGGCGUCGAGGCUGAUCCUCUUGGAGAUCUAAAUACAGAAACAGAGAGAAAACUUGGCCUUCUCGUUCUGGAGAAGUACAAUACGGAAUUCUACAUUCUGCAUCGCUAUCCUUCGGCGGUUAGGCCAUUCUACACUAUGCCAUGUGCGGACGACCCUAACUACAGCAACUCAUUCGAUGUCUUCAUAAGAGGUGAGGAGAUCAUAUCAGGAGCUCAACGUGUCCAUGACCCAGAACUCCUGACGGAACAGGCAAAACGAUUUGGGAUUGAUGUCGAGACAAUAAAAACGUACAUCGAUUCGUUCAGGUACGGUGCACCACCUCACGGUGGAUUCGGAGUGGGACUGGAGCGAGUGGUAAUGCUCUUUUGUGGCCUCAACAACAUCCGCAAGACAUCGCUAUUCCCUCGCGACCCUCUAAGGCUCGCUCCUUAAAAAUAUGAUUUUCAUCUCAAAAGCUAAAGCUUGGAGACUCGGCAGAUUUUUCUCUCAUGAAUAUGUUUUGAGAGUUCUAAUGGAUCUCAUAGUCUCUGACUGAUUCUUGCCCUUUUAAGUGCAAAGUUAAACUUGAUUUAGUUGUGUGAUACUUGCGCUUCAUUCGCAUUACCGAGUAAAACUUUAUUAAAAAUUUGA
Molecule: messenger RNA, 5304 nt
Organism: Raphanus sativus (radish)
Lineage: Eukaryota; Viridiplantae; Streptophyta; Magnoliopsida; Brassicales; Brassicaceae
Exons: 10
Coding region: 1-5106 (1701 amino acids)
Biological process (GO): aspartyl-tRNA aminoacylation
Cellular component (GO): cytoplasm; cytosol; aminoacyl-tRNA synthetase multienzyme complex
Molecular function (GO): aspartate-tRNA ligase activity; ATP binding; RNA binding
Source: RefSeq, a predicted model, not a curated record